Molecule: messenger RNA, 1848 nt
Organism: Sardina pilchardus (European sardine)
Lineage: Eukaryota; Metazoa; Chordata; Actinopteri; Clupeiformes; Clupeidae
Gene: f2rl1.2
Product: coagulation factor II (thrombin) receptor-like 1, tandem duplicate 2
Exons: 2
Coding region: 77-1237 (386 amino acids)
Biological process (GO): thrombin-activated receptor signaling pathway; positive regulation of Rho protein signal transduction; phospholipase C-activating G protein-coupled receptor signaling pathway
Cellular component (GO): plasma membrane
Molecular function (GO): thrombin-activated receptor activity
Source: RefSeq, a predicted model, not a curated record
UUCUGUCAAUAGUAGGCUACUGCCAUUUUUUCCAAAGUAUAGGUGAUCACCUGAAGGCGGAAGAGCAUCUCCAACAAUGGCAGCCUUAAGCCUCGCUAAACUCUUGAUAUUUUUAUGGUGUGCAUUUAACACAGCUUCACAAACAGUUGCACAAAAAGGAAGAGGAUUUAUUGGAACUGAGGUGGAAAACACAGACCGUGUCAAAGUGGAUCAAGCAACGACACAAAUUCUUAAAAGCAGUCUUACCACAGUCUUCCUCCCCAUUAUCUACAUAGUUGUCUUUAGUGUGGGUUUGCCAGCCAACCUCAUGGCUCUCUGGGUCUUCCUCUUCAGAACAAAGAAGAAGCACCCAGCCUCCAUCUACAUGGCCAACCUGGCUCUGUCAGAUCUGCUGUUUGUCAUCUGGAUUCCACUGAAGAUUGCUUACCACUUCAAUGGGAACAACUGGAUUUAUGGAGAGGGGUUGUGCAAAGUGUUGAUUGGCUUCUUUUAUGGUAACAUGUAUUGUUCAAUUCUCUUUAUUGCCUGUCUGAGUGUUCAGAGGUACUGGGUAGUAGCACACCCAUUUUCACAAGUGAAGAAGAAUAACCGUGUGGCAAUACUUAUUUCCCUUUUCAUCUGGUUCUUCAUUUGGACCAGCACCACCCCACUCUACCUCUACCAACAAACAGUCAAGCUCAAUGACCCUGAGAUCACCACGUGCCAUGAUGUUAGUAGCAUUAACCCAAAUAAGGUAUUUGAGUCUAUCCAGUAUUCAUACUAUUACUUCAUGACAAUGGCUGUUGUGGUUUUCCUGCUACCCACUGUGGUGAUUAUAGUAGCUUACUUCAUGCUACUUCGUGCAGUUGGUAACUCAAUGACGGAAGGCAAUGCUGGAAAGAAUCGUAGGAAGGCUGUAGUGCUGAUCAUAACAGUGUUGGCUGUGUUCCUUGUGUCUUUCAUCCCGAGCAAUAUCAUGCUGGUGGUGCACUACUCCCUUUUAAGCAAUGGGAUAGAAAACAAUGCCUAUGGUUUCUACAUCACUACACUAUGCAUGGCAAGCUUUAACAGCUGCUUAGACCCAUUCAUCUACUACUAUGUAUCGGAGGACUUCAGAGCACAUGUGAAGAACAUGCUUCUCUGUCGCAGUAACAGGACUGUAGAGAGAAUGAGGGUUUCCUUUAGCUCUAUGAAGUACUCAACAAAAACAAAGACAUACAUGUCUGAUAACUCCAACACACAGACCAGUUCUUGCUAAUUCAAAACAAUCAAAUGUACAAUCACAUGUGAUGCAUAGACGGAAGAUUUAAAAGCGGCAUAUUUUAUGGAUAAGUAAUUGUUGGAUUGUUACCACCUGCCAAACUAUAUUGUUUUGAAUAAAAACAUCUGUCGUCCUUUGUGUUUUUAAGCGGCUGUCCCUCAGUCUUCCAAGUUCACAAAUGUUAAUCUUAAAAUCUGAUUAUUACUGUUUCACUGCUGUUUUUCGUUCAUUAUCACCUUUUUUUUUAAGUGUAGUAUAACACAUUAUGUGUUUUACUAUAGAACUUCUGUGUUACUGUACUUAAAAUAUUUAUUUUUCAGAUUCCUUUGUUUCUUUCUGUUUAUACCCCAUAGUGGGGCAAUAUGUUUUCAUGUCUGGCCUGACCUAGUGUUAUCAUCAUAUGCUAAUAUUAUUGUAUUACAUGUGGUAGUACAGUUCACUUCCUGAUAAGAUAACCGAGAAGAGAGGCCUACAUAAUAUCUUGAUGCAUCCCAUGAAUUGUAUGAUACUGGGUUAGGUCAUAUGUUUUAUCAUUUUCGGUGUGUUGUUCUAAGCUGCCAUAUUUGCACAAAACUGUAUAACACUUAAAUAAACAUUUUUUAAACUAA